Prorocentrum cordatum is the source of this 556-nucleotide messenger RNA. The record is from the annotation of a GenBank genome assembly. NCBI's taxonomy places the organism in Eukaryota, Dinophyceae, Prorocentrales, Prorocentraceae.
CAGGACGGCGACUUCGCCAGGGCCGUGCGCGUGCUGCGCCGCCUGGAGGAGUCGCAGCCCACAGGCGUCGACGUGAUGGUCUACAACGCGGUGCUGGACGUGUGCGUCUCGCACGGGGGCGCGCAGGAGGCGCAGCGGCUCCUCGGCGAGAUGCGGCGGAAGGGCGUGGAACCCAACCUCAUCACCUACAACACGCUCAUGAAGGGCCAUUCUGCCAAGGGCGACCUGGCCAGCGCCAGCGCCAUGAUGCGGGAGAUCGCCGCGGCGGGCCUCUGCCCGGACACCGCGUCCUACAACUGCCUGCUCAGCACCGCGAUCACCUCCGGGGACGUCGCAGAGGGCUUGCGCGUGCUGGAUGCCAUGGAGCGCCGUGCCGUCCCCACUGACAUGUACACGGUGUCCAUCAUCAUGAAGGCUGCGAAGCGUGCCAGCAGCCCCAAGGAGGCCGACAAGGCGCUCUCCGUGCUGGACCGCCCUGGCCUGAACGUUUGCGAGGACGAGGUGCUGUUCAACACCGUUCUCGAUGCCUGCAUCUACAGGGCGGAUAAGGCGCGGA